Lagenorhynchus albirostris (white-beaked dolphin) is the source of this 1602-nucleotide messenger RNA. It is a transcript of the gene CHRM5, whose product is annotated as cholinergic receptor muscarinic 5. NCBI's taxonomy places the organism in Eukaryota, Metazoa, Chordata, Mammalia, Artiodactyla, Delphinidae. The transcript has a single exon. The record is from RefSeq and is a predicted model, not a curated record. Gene Ontology annotation, cellular component: synapse; plasma membrane; dendrite. The coding region runs from base 1 to 1602 and encodes 533 amino acids. Gene Ontology annotation, molecular function: G protein-coupled serotonin receptor activity; G protein-coupled acetylcholine receptor activity. Gene Ontology annotation, biological process: adenylate cyclase-inhibiting G protein-coupled acetylcholine receptor signaling pathway; gastric acid secretion; G protein-coupled receptor signaling pathway, coupled to cyclic nucleotide second messenger.
AUGGAAGGGGAAUCUUACCACAAUGCUACUACCGUCAAUGGCACCCCAGUGAAUCACCAGCCUUUGGAACGCCACAGGUUGUGGGAAGUCAUCACCAUCGCAGCUGUGACAGCUGUGGUGAGCCUGAUCACCGUCGUGGGCAACGUCUUAGUCAUGAUCUCUUUCAAAGUCAACAGCCAGCUGAAGACAGUUAAUAACUAUUACCUGCUCAGCUUAGCCUGUGCAGACCUCAUCAUUGGGAUCUUCUCCAUGAACCUCUACACCACCUACAUCCUCAUGGGACACUGGGCUCUCGGGAGUCUGGCUUGUGACCUUUGGCUCGCACUGGACUACGUGGCCAGCAAUGCUUCUGUCAUGAACCUUCUGGUGAUCAGUUUUGACCGAUACUUUUCUAUCACAAGACCCCUGACGUAUCGGGCCAAGCGUACCCCAAAGAGGGCUGGCAUCAUGAUUGGCUUGGCCUGGCUGAUCUCCUUCAUCCUCUGGGCCCCAGCGAUCCUCUGCUGGCAGUACUUGGUUGGGGAGCGGACGGUCCCACCAGAUGAGUGCCAGAUCCAGUUCCUCUCGGAGCCCACCAUCACUUUUGGCACUGCCAUCGCUGCGUUCUACAUCCCUGUUUCUGUGAUGACAAUCCUCUACUGCCGGAUCUACCGGGAAACAGAGAAGCGAACCAAGGACCUGGCCGACCUCCAGGGCUCUGACUGCAUGGCUGAAACUGAGAAGAGAAAGCCAGCUCACGAGGCUCUGCUCACGUCCUGCUUUAGCUGCUGCCCCCAGCCCACACUGGCCCAGAGGGAAAGGAACCAAGCCUCCUGGCCAUCCUCCUGCAGGAGCACCUCCGUCACUGGGAAGCCAUCCCGAGCCACUGGCCCGAGCACUGAGUGGGGCAAAGCUGAGCAGCUGACCACCUGUAGCAGCUACCCCUCCUCAGAAGAUGAAGACAAGCCCACCACUGACCCUGUCUUUCAAGUGGUCUACAAGAGUCAGGCCAAGGAAAGCCCAAGGGAAGAAUUCAGUGCUGAAGAGGUCAAGGAAACUUUUGUGAACGCUCAAACUGAAAAAAAUGACUAUGACAGCCAAAAAUACUUCCAGUCUCCAGCUGCUGCUCAUCGACCCAAGAGUCAGAAGGGCAUGGCCUAUAAGUUCCGACUGGUGGUGAAAGCUGAUGGGACCCAGGAUACCAACAACGGCUGUCGCAAGGUGAAAAUCAUGCCCUGCUCCUUCCCGGUGUCCAAGGACCCUUCAACGAAAGGCCUUGAUGCCAACCUCAGCCAUCAGAUGACCAAACGAAAGAGGAUGGUCCUCGUCAAAGAGAGGAAAGCAGCCCAGACCCUGAGUGCAAUUCUCCUGGCUUUCAUCAUCACGUGGACCCCUUACAACAUCAUGGUCCUGGUUUCCACCUUCUGCGACAAGUGUGUCCCAGUCACCCUGUGGCACUUGGGCUACUGGCUGUGUUAUGUCAAUAGCACUGUCAACCCCAUUUGCUAUGCCCUCUGCAACAGAACCUUCAGGAAGACCUUUAAGAUGCUGCUUCUCUGCCGAUGGAAAAAGAAAAAAGUGGAAGAGAAAUUGUACUGGCAGGGGAACAGCAAGCUCCCCUGA